Paramecium pentaurelia is the source of this 3038-nucleotide messenger RNA. NCBI's taxonomy places the organism in Eukaryota, Ciliophora, Oligohymenophorea, Peniculida, Parameciidae. The record is from the annotation of a GenBank genome assembly.
AUGAGCAAAUUAAAGAAAGAAACUGCUUUUUUAAUUAAUAUAAUUACAUUGUUGAAAUAUUUCAGUCUAAUAAUUUUAUGGUGUGAAACAAAUUAUGACUUAAAUUAUACUAAUGAAUAUGAUCAAAGAAGUUAUGCAUUUGAAAUUUAUGGAAUUAUGAUAUUGUUUUUAAUUGCAAUUGAGUCAUAACUCUUUAAAAGUCUUAUCAUUUUGUUUUCAUUGUUUUAUUCUCUUUUUAGGUAUGAUAAAAACAUUAACUAUAGAUUUCCUUCAUUUAGUGACAAUAUAUAAAUAAUAGGAUCAACCAGAGUCAUUUUUGGACAUAUUCUGAUCUAAUCUUUAUUGAUUUAUAACUUAUAUCAAACUUAAAAUACAAGUGAAACCUAUAUAUCUAGAAACUUAAGCCCUUUGCUUACAUAAAGGGCACUUCAUAUAAAUACUUAGAGAGAGAUGACAGAACCAUAAAAUAAAAAAAAUAAUAUAUAAGAUAUGGCAAAUGAUGAUUAUGAAAAUCUAAUUAAUUUAAAACAAUUAGAAUAGGAGUAUGAAUUAUUAUUGAUCAAUUUUUAAUGUGGAAUCUACAUUUUUGAAAAUCCUUAAUAACCAAUAAAAAUAAUAAAUUCAUUUAUGUCCCAUAUUGUUUUGAUCAAUGAUUAAUUAAAUCCAGACUUGACUCAAUUGGAAUUAUAUGAUUUUGGUUUGCUAUCUGAAGAAUCAUGUAUCAUAUUGCCUAGUUUUCAUAGAAGUAAAGACAUCAGUAACUUUAUUAAAUUUACAUAAACUCUUGAGUAUUAAUAUAUUAAUGUAUUUGAACUUAGAACAUAUAGUUUGAUAAUGUCGAACCUGAAGAAAAAAAAGAAAUAUAAUUUUUUUGUAGGAAAAUGUAAAUGCAAACAUUAAUAGAACAUUUGCUUGCAUUUUCACAUAUAAAAUAUAAUUUAACAAAUUUUGCAUUAGAUUUUUCAUUAAAAAUUUAUAUGAAAAAAGGUAAUUUCCAUUUAAAUAUAAUUAGAUAAACUUUACACUCAAGUUAUUUUGAACCCUGUUGUAAUUUCAAAUAAACCUUAAAUUCUAUUAUAUAUUAAUGAUUUAACUGAAGAACCAUUUAUUCUAUAACUCUAAUAAUAUUUAAAAAAUAGUGAUGAUAUUAUACAAACUAUUUCAUAGAAAAUCAAAGAACCUUUAAAUUGUACAUUGUCAAUGUUGGAAUUAGUCUAAGUAAUAUAUAUCUCUUAAUAUAAUUAUAGAAAGAAGUUAGUCAAGAUUUAUAAACUAAAUAUAUUGAUCCAGCAUUAGCAGGUUGUAAACUAUUAAUUAGUACAGCAAAUGAUAUAUAGGAUUAUGUCACAAUGCAUAAAAAAAAUAAAUUAGAUAAAAAUUUAAUGGAUAUUCAUACUCGAGAAUUCGUUUCAGAUUGUUUAAACAUAAUAAAAGCUUAAGCUUUAUUUAGAGGACUUAAUAUAUAAGUACAUAUUAAAUAGAAUGUUCCAAUGUUUUUAAGAACUGAUCCAAAUAGAGUUAGAUAAGUUGUAUUAAGUUUGUUAAGUAAUAAUUUGUCUAUUCAUAAAAUAUAGUAAAAUCAAUUUAAGUUACUGUCAAUGGUAGCAUUGAAAUUUCAUGUUAAAAAUCACCAUUAUUGACAGAUCAUAUAGAGAUUAUAAUUAAAGUUAUGGCUAUUAAUAUAAAUGAAGGAAUUCUAGAUAACAUUGAACAAACCAUUAAACAUUUAAAACAAUAGACUUUAGUUAGUAAAUAAGUGACAGAUAUUGUUGCAACAUCAAAAUAAUAUUCUUUUUCUAUUCUUACAGCAUUUUAUAUUUCUAUGGCUGUUGCUAUUAUGCCUUUUGAAUUUAAUUCAAUAAGGACAGAAGAGGGUACAUAAUUUUAUUUUAUUUUAUUAAUAAAAAAUGAGAAUCCAAAUUUCAAUAAACAAUUAACAUAAAAAAGAUAAUCUGCAUUAAUUGCAAAUAAAUCUUAAUUUCAUUAAAAUUUUGGUUAAAGUAGCUAAUUUAAAAGACAUUAAUCAUAAAGAUUAACAGAAAUUAGUAGAAUUUAAGUGUAAGAGAAACUUAAAAAAAUGAAAAGAGAAUCUUAAGAAGAAACUAUAUCAGGUAAAAUGGAUACUUAAAUACCAUAAUUUGGAUAAUCAGAAUUAUCUGAUAAUUAAUAACCUUGUAAAUCUUACUCUGUAUCUUAAAUCUCAGAAUAGGAAGAUUCAUAACAAAGUUCAUCAUCAGAUUCUAAGGAUGAAAUGAAUAAAGCUGAAUGUGAUGGUGAUAUAUAAUCUAGUAAAUCAAGUCUUUAAAUAAAUGAUAAAAUAGAGAAAAUAGAUAAACAAUAAAAACCUUCUUAAUUUCUUGAUACUAUUAUUCGUGUUAAAGAACCAAAAGCAAGAAAGGUUUCAGUUAAUUUUAUCUAAUCAAGACUAAGUCCUUAAGUCUCAUAAUAACUUAAAUCUAAAUAAAGAGAUUCAUUACUUACCUUUGGAGGACGAUCAUCUGUAUAUUCUUCAAUGAGAAUUUCUUCAGUAAAUUUAGGUCCAAAUGAAUUAUUAGAUUGUUUUGAAAAGAUGGAAAGAAUAAAAUAAUAGUAAUUUAUAUAUAAAUGUCAAGUAAUAAUAUUAAUUCAAUUUUAUUUAGUGUCCAAAGAUAUUAAUUUGUGAAUAGAAUGAUUUUGAUUUAUAUGCUAUAUCCCAUUAAUUAAGUAAUCUCAAAAUACCUUACAUUUAUACAAUGUAGAGAAUGCAUAUUGUAGAUUAAUUAAAGAAACAAUUUUCAUAAUUUAAAACUUGUUGUAAAGGAUAUCAUAUAAUUUUUGUUGGAGUUGAAUUUGUAAAUGAAUAAUUUAGUACAGAUUGUGCUAAUAUAAAGGCUGUACUAUCAGAAUAUUAAAAAGAUACAAGACUAAUAGGAUUGAUUGGAUUUUAAGAUGAAGAUAGUAAAGUAGCAAUAAAAAAGUUACCAUUUCAUGAUUGUUUGUAAAAACCUAUAAUGAUUGAUGCUUUAUUAUUCAUUUUAGCUAAAUGGGUCAAAUUGUGA